Messenger RNA from Marchantia polymorpha subsp. ruderalis, 931 nucleotides. The record is from the annotation of a GenBank genome assembly. NCBI's taxonomy places the organism in Eukaryota, Viridiplantae, Streptophyta, Marchantiopsida, Marchantiales, Marchantiaceae.
CUCUGUCACAAGUAUUCUUUAUAAGCUUGUCGAGGUUUGUUGGUGACAAUCUCAACAGAAAAAUUCACUUCGCACAUUUCCGCACGAAUUUCAGCGAUAAAACUCAGAAGGCCUUGCUCUUGGACCAUGGGCGUCCUCACGAUGGACUGUCAAGAUUAUGACAACCUCGGAUCGCGACCUCGAUGUAGAACGCGCAGAGUCAGAUCAUCAUCAAGAAAGCAGCGGUCUGGAAAGAGUCAGCAUGGCUCUAGGAGAAGGGAAUGCGACAAUGUGAAAACGUCUCUUGUCAAGUUUCGAGACACGAGCGUGCUUUUGAUGCCGAACGCAGGUGGGAGGCUUGGGUGCUUGUUAAAUCAAAUCAAUCAGCAACUGGAGCAGCGGAGUUACUUAUGGUCGUCUCUGUUGCUGUUUCCGACAAAGGAAGGCUUCCGAACGCUGCAUCAAAUACAAGCUCGCCGUCAUAAGGCGCUGCUCGCUCUGGCUUAUGACCUUGAUGAAAAGGAUAGAUCUCACAACAACCGGGUGAAUUCAACUGGUUCGUCUUCGAGCAAGAAAUCCUCAGAUGAAACUAUUGAUUUACAAUCAGAAUUUUUGCAGAUGUCCAUACAAGGUUAGCUUGUGUUUGCUCGGUUCCUAGACAGAUUCAUCAAUGAUUUAUGAGAUGCUCAAAGAUUUCAAGUAGCACGGGAGUUCAUUGCGUCCAACAGUUGUACAUACAAAGGACUACUAGGGGGUUGUCGAACCCAUAACAGAUACAAAAUGCCGCUCAGCAGUGCUGCUAAGUUGCAGAAAACUUGAGCGGCAUACAUUGUGUACAUCAGAACACGAGUCGACUUAAUGUAGUCAACAGUCUAUACUGGCAAAAUUCCAGUAUGAAAAUAUUCAAGAUGAUCAGCAUCUUUAGUUUAUUCUUCCCGGAAUGAUUGUCAUA